GUACUUUUUAUUUGUACCGCUAAUGUGACGGAAACCAUUCCAGAACCACUGCGGGAUAGGAUGGAAGUGAUCAACGUAUCAGGAUACGUGGCAGAAGAGAAACUUGCAAUUGCAGAGAGAUACUUGGUCCCUCAAGCACGAGUUCUGUGUGGCUUGGAUGAAAACAAAGCCAAAAUUACAUCAGAUGUCCUGACUGUUCUCAUCAAGCAGUACUGCAGAGAGAGUGGGGUGAGGAAUCUGCAGAAACAAGUAGAAAAGGUAUUGAGGAAAUCUGCCUACAAAAUCGUGAGUGGAGAAGCAGAGACAGUCCAAGUAACACCUGAAAACCUGCAAGACUUUGUAGGAAAGCCCAUCUUCACCGUGGAUCGCAUGUAUGAAACCACUCCUCCGGGAGUGGUGAUGGGUCUGGCCUGGACAGCUAUGGGGGGUUCUACUCUGUUUGUUGAAACAUCGCUGAGGCGACCCAAAGACAAGGAGAACAAGGAUGGGUCCCUUGAAGUAACAGGGCAACUGGGAGACGUAAUGAAAGAGAGUGCCAGAAUAGCUUACACAUUUGCCAGAGCCUUUCUGAUGCAGAAGGACCCCAACAAUGACUUCCUCAUGUCUUCCCAUAUCCACUUGCAUGUGCCAGAGGGAGCAACACCGAAGGACGGACCAAGUGCAGGCUGUACCAUAGUAACCGCUUUGCUGUCGCUGGCCAUGAAUUUCCCAGUGAGGCAGAACGUGGCCAUGACUGGAGAGGUGUCAUUAACUGGAAAAAUUCUUCCUGUUGGUGGAAUCAAGGAGAAGACUAUUGCGGCCAAGAGGGCAGGUGUUACCUGUAUCAUUCUGCCAUCAGAGAAUAAAAAGGAUUAUUAUGACCUUGCAGGAUUCAUUACAGAAGGACUAGAAGUGCACUUUGUUGAGCACUACAAAGAGGUAUUUGAUAUAGCAUUUUCAAAGCUGGAUAUGGCUGGAGGAUGAUGUCCAACCACCUGAUGGCUGGAAGGUGGCGUGUCCCUCCAUACUCUGCCCUCGUCCAAAAACACGGUGACCUGGGCACAAUUCUGAAGUGGGACGUGGAGCUAUUGCUGCUGCGCAGCUCUGAAAUGAAUUAUGGCUUUGGUAGAAUAAAGUGUUUCUCUUUACUACUGAAUUGUGAUCCAUGUUAAGCAUUUCCAACAAAACUGUGACAUUUUACCUAA
Molecule: messenger RNA, 1184 nt
Organism: Eurypyga helias (sunbittern)
Lineage: Eukaryota; Metazoa; Chordata; Aves; Eurypygiformes; Eurypygidae
Product: lon protease homolog, mitochondrial-like
Exons: 6
Biological process (GO): mitochondrion organization; proteolysis; chaperone-mediated protein complex assembly
Cellular component (GO): mitochondrial matrix
Molecular function (GO): ATP-dependent peptidase activity; single-stranded DNA binding; serine-type endopeptidase activity
Source: RefSeq, a predicted model, not a curated record